GCCGAUAGUUGCCAUUGCACAUCUCUAUCUGCACAAGCCAAAUUUUUUAUUUUCCCUGGCAAGAUUCACGUUUUCCCCGGAAAUUUGACCCACAAAACAAUGGAAACCUCCAGCUCCAGUCCAGUAAAGCCCCGGCGAAAAGACAAGGACGAAGAUAAGUUUCGGAUUGGGGCCACAGUUGCCUUUAUUGUGGUGAUCAUUGGUAUUGGCGUGCCCAUGUGGUGGCACACCACCACUGUCUAUAGAGUCACUUUGCCUUCGUCGGACAUUCUGAGUCUCAGUGAAACUCCCAUCAAAACGGCUGUGCAGGUGUCCAUCUACACACAACAAACCAGCCGUGGACAGUUGCUCAUCGGCGAACUGCAGAGUGCCUUUAACGAUAGUGAAAUAUGGUCUGUGGAGUUCAAGCAACUCCCAACCAGCAAAACCCAAGAGGCUCACCCGGCUGCUCUAGAGAAGCUGCUGCUCGAGGAAAAUGUUCAGAGCGUCGGCGAUUUCAUGUUUAUCGAGUGGCCCAAACUGCAGGAGGAGCUAUUAACCACCGAAAGAUCAGCCCUGAUGAGAGCCGAUACUACUUCUAAUAAAAUCGCUCAGCUGCUGCAUGCCAAGAUCCUGCAGACGUACCAUAACCAAAUUUUGAGUACCGAUGAAAGGAUGGGAACCAAGUCGGAAGCUCCACAACCAGCUUAUGAUGUUAUUGUCUCCGUUCUUAAUCCAAAACCGCGUCUCACGCACGCCCAGUGGAACAUAGCAAUGGCUGUGAAGACAUAUAUUGAGCCCUGGCUGGCUCAGGUGUCGGGCGUGUCCAACUACACGGUGCGAUCGCAGUGGAAGUACAGGGUGUCAAUUGAGGCUGAUCUAAAGCAGGUGCGCGACCAGAGUAAGUUAGGUCGGCACUACGCCCUUCAGGAGUCCUCCCUGCCCCAUCUGCUCACUUCGAUUGCCCAGAACCUGAGCGCCAGCACCACCGACAAGCCGGCCAUCAACCUGGUGGUUUACAUCCCACCCUGCCACGUGGCUCCCCUGCACAUCUACAACAGCAAGGAUCAGCGGCUGACGCGGAACGGUGUGGAUGCCUUCAUUUCGCCGCCUUGGGGUGGCUUCAUUAUAGCCAAUCCGCCGAUGCAUGUCUGUCUGGCGGCCAUGAGCGAUCACCAGCCAGUGCCAUACUACGUCAGCACCACGGACAACAUGCAGGUGAUGCUGGACCAACUGCACAAGCUGCUCGACAUCAGCAGUGAGCUGCAGAUGGAUGGCGUUAAGGUGGUGGACAUCGAGCAGCUGGAGCCUCGCCGUUGGGAGUACGAAGCAUACUUAAGGCGCAGCGCCAUCCGCCACAUUGCCACAGCAAGCAACACGCUCCAGAGCCUCAUUAAGCUUUUAGAUGAAAUCAGCUACAUUGUGAUAGACGACGAUGUGGGCGCCGCCAUAACGAACUCCUAUUCAGACAUUUUGGCCGCCAAGGCUGCCCUUUUGGAGCACCGACUGGCGGACGCCUCAGUGCUGGCCAAGCGUGCCUUUGUGGCCUCGGAGCGGGGAUUCUUUGACUCCAGUCUUCUGGCGCAGCUGUUUCCCGACGAACAGAAGUACGCCAUCUACAUUCCACUCUUCCUGCCCAUUAUGGUGCCCGUGCUCAGUUCGUUCAACAUGAUGCGCAGUGUGCUGCUGGCCAGGCGGAAGGAGAAGCAGUCUUAAACGAACCAUAACCAAAUAGUAUCACUUUCAUUAAAACUAUAUAUUCUUGAUAA
Molecule: messenger RNA, 1748 nt
Organism: Drosophila suzukii
Lineage: Eukaryota; Metazoa; Arthropoda; Insecta; Diptera; Drosophilidae
Product: phosphatidylinositol glycan anchor biosynthesis class S
Biological process (GO): attachment of GPI anchor to protein; regulation of translational termination; peptidyl-proline hydroxylation
Cellular component (GO): GPI-anchor transamidase complex; cytoplasm
Molecular function (GO): peptidyl-proline dioxygenase activity; L-ascorbic acid binding; iron ion binding
Source: RefSeq, a predicted model, not a curated record